This is a messenger RNA of Elephantulus edwardii (Cape elephant shrew), 1791 nucleotides long. RefSeq names its product MCF.2 cell line derived transforming sequence-like 2 (gene MCF2L2). Bases 1 to 1791 code for a protein of 596 amino acids. The record is from RefSeq and is a predicted model, not a curated record. NCBI's taxonomy places the organism in Eukaryota, Metazoa, Chordata, Mammalia, Macroscelidea, Macroscelididae. Gene Ontology annotation, cellular component: cytoplasm. The transcript is spliced from 15 exons. Gene Ontology annotation, molecular function: guanyl-nucleotide exchange factor activity.
AUGCUAUUUUGUUUAAAGGAAGAAAUGGGUCCUCAGGAGCUCACCCGGCGACUGGCAACAGUGAUCACGCAUGUCGAUGAAAUUAUGCAGCAGGAAAUCAGGCCCUUGGUGGCAGUGGAUAUAAUAGAACAGCUCCACAGACAAUUUGCCAUUCUUUCAGGAGGCCAAGGAAAAGAUGGUGCCCCCAUUUUCACUUUUCCAGAGUUUUCGGGGUUCAAACACAUCCCAGAUGAAGACUUCCUCAAUGUCAUGACCUACCUUACUAGUAUCCCCAGCGUGGAGGCUGCCAGCAUCGGGUUCGUCAUUGUUAUCGACAGACGAAGGGACAAGUGGAGCUCCAUAAAGGCGUCCUUGACACGAAUUGCUGUAGCAUUUCCAGGAAACUUGCAGCUCAUAUUCAUCCUUCGUCCGUCUCAUUUUAUCCAGAGAGCCUUCACAGACAUCGGCAUUAAGUACUACCGGGAGGAAUUUAAAAUGAAGGUGCCGAUAAUCAUGUUAAAUUCUGCCUCUGAUCUUCAUGGCUACAUUGACAGAAGCCAACUCACGCAGGAGUUAGGGGGAACUUUGGAGUAUCGCCAUAGUCAGUGGAUAAAUCACCGAACGGCAAUUGAAAACUUUGCCCUGACAGUAAAGACUACCGCCCAGAUGCUCCAGAUGUUUGGGACCCGACUUGGUGAGACAGAGCUAUCUAGAGGUGUGCAGUGCACUGAAGACCUUCUCCUGGCCCACAUGAGACAACGAGACAAAUUGAAGGAUGAGCUGAGAUCCCUUAGAAAACAAGGGGCCAUGUUGCUGACGUGCAUCCAGGAAGCAGCAGCCAAAAACCUUACCAGCAAACUAAGUCCCAAUGAUCGUGAGAACGUCGCCACUAUGGGCAGAUUGUUGGUUCAGUUGGAUGAAACAGAAAAAGCCUUUAGUCACUUUUGGUCUGAGCAUCACCUGAAGCUUACCCAGUGCCUACAGCUGCAGCGCUUUGAGCAGAACUUUAGUGAGGUUAAAACGGCCCUGGAUAACUUAUUGGAAGAGCAAGCUGAGUUUACAGACAUUGGAGACAGUGUGAUACGCGUGGAACAACUUCUUAAGGAACACAAAAAACUGGAACAAAAGGGUCAGGAGCCAUUGGAAAAGGCCCGGUUGUGCGCACUGAGUGGGGACCAGCUUGUCCAGAGCCAUCACUAUGCAGUGGACACCAUCAGGCCCAAGUGUGUGGAGCUCAGGCACCUCUGUGAUGACUUCAGCAAUGAAAACAAGAAAAAGCAUGACGUCUUGAGGAGGUCUUUGGAGUUGCAUCAACAGCUGGACAAGGUCAGCAAGUGGUGUGAAGCGGGAAUCUAUCUCCUGGCCUCCCAAGCUGUAGACAAGUGCCAGUCACGAGAAGGGGUUGACAUUGCCUUGCACGACAUUGAGACAUUCCUGGACACAGCCAAGGAAUACCAGUUGCCCAGCUCCAAGGAGUUUUACAACCAGUUUGAAUUGAUACUCACCUUUGACUUGAAGGCCAAAGCCCAGAAAGUCCUGCAGAAGCUGGGCGAUGUGCAAGAAAUAUUUGACAAAAGGCAAGUGAGCCUGAAGAAGCUGGCCGCCAAACAGACUCGCCCAGUGCAGCCUGUGGCCCCCCAUCCUGAGUCCUCUCCAAAAUGGGCAUCACCGAAAACCAGUCAGAUCUCUGCUGUGGCUUCUCCUCAGAAAAUACCAGAGGAUUCUCCUACAGAGAUAGAUUUGAACCUCUUGGGUAAGGAAGGUGACGAGACUACCUUUGAAAUCAAGGAAGAGUGCAAGGGACUUUCCUAA